AUGUCUCUGAACUCUCUUGUUGCACUCGAUUUGAAUCUGAAUAAGUUUACAGGAUCAAUUCCUACAUCUAUUGGAAAUAUAACCGCCCUAACCAUUCUAUCCAUGGCAGCCAACAAAUUUUCAGGACAUAUUCCUUCAAGAAUCGGAAACUUGACAAAACUUAAUGAACCAACUUUUUCUAGGAACCAGCUAUCAAGUCCUGUUCCGGAAGAGAUUGGGAAACUCAGAUCUUUUAUUCGACUCUUUCUAUCUGAGAACAUGCUCACUGGUCCCAUUCCAAAGCCUAUUGGAAACUUGCCUCACUUGAAUUUGCUGCAUCUUUACAAUAACUCUCUAUCUGGACCUAUUCUGAAAGAGAUUGGAAAGCUCACAUCUCUCGAGGAUCUUCAAUUCAAAGAUAACAAUCUCAUCAGCAAGAUUCCAUUUUCUAUUGGGAAUUUGGGAAAGUUAAAUAGUUUAUACCUUUUUGAAAACAAUCUCACUGGACAAAUUCCUUCCUCCAUUGGAAAUUUAACCAAUCUCAUUGAAUUGCUACUUUAUGAAAACAACUUACACGGGGCUAUCCCUCCUGAAUUGGGAAAGUUGAAUUUGCUAGUUGACAUUCUUCUUUUCAGAAACUGA
Coffea arabica (coffee) is the source of this 621-nucleotide messenger RNA. NCBI's taxonomy places the organism in Eukaryota, Viridiplantae, Streptophyta, Magnoliopsida, Gentianales, Rubiaceae. The record is from RefSeq and is a predicted model, not a curated record.